AUGGCGAAUUGGUCUGAACUUUCAUACGAUCUACUUGUUACGAUCGCGAAGCUUGUUACAGAGAUAGAGGAUUUCGUUAUAUUUGGUGUUGUUUGUAAAUCAUGGCGAACUGCUGCUAUCAAAGAAAAUUUUGAUCUGUCAUCAGCCCAACUCCCGUUACUUAUGCUGGCUGCUGAUAAAGAUGAUGAUUAUCGAGAAUUUUACUUUCUUUCCCAAAAAACAAGUCCACCUAAAGGGCCAUUACGUCUUCCAGCUCAUCAAGGACGAUGGCGUUGCACUGUGGAAUAUGUUACAGGUAUCUUAGAGAUGACAUUGUGGAGCACUUCCUCACAUGCCCGAAUCAUUCCUCCAACACGUGAAUAUAACAAUCACGUGGUCAUUGACAAAGUUGUGUUAUCUGCUGAUCCUUCCUUAACAUCCGACUAUGUUUUGAUGAUUUCGUAUUAUAAUGGCCAUGUACGUUAUUUGGCUUUUUGGCGACCUGGAGAUCUCGUAUGGAAUAAAAUUGAUAUUAAAAGAUGUGGUAAAUUCCAAAAUAUCCACUACUUAAAAGGACAAUUUUAUAUGAUCACACGUGUUGGAGUUUGGGUUAUUGAUGUUGCAACGCCUAGUAAUCAAGAACCCCGUUUGGUUGUUGAGAAAAACAAUUGUGGUCUACCUUGGCCGUAUAAAAAGCAUUUCUAUCUAGUUGAAGUAUCAGGUGCACUAUUACUUAUUGCACGAUAUUCUAGUAAUGAUAAAUUUGAUAGAGCUAAUUUUGGAUAUAAGACAUAUGCAUUUCAAGUAUGGGAACUAUAUCUAAUCAAAGGAGAAGCGAAAAGAAUUAAAUUAUUGGGAGAUAGAGCAAUACUUUUGGGGUAUAAUGCUUCAACUUCGAUUGACCCUUCUAAGAUAAAAGGCGUGAAGCCUAAUCACAUCUAUUUUACUGAUCUCAAAUUGGGUGUCAGAUAUAUGUUCGCUUAUAGUCUUGAAGAUGGAAAAAUUCAAUCUUUUGUUCAGACACAUUUGGUAGACUUUUGGUAG
Solanum verrucosum is the source of this 1023-nucleotide messenger RNA. RefSeq lists its product as uncharacterized. The record is from RefSeq and is a predicted model, not a curated record. Lineage: Eukaryota; Viridiplantae; Streptophyta; Magnoliopsida; Solanales; Solanaceae. The transcript has a single exon. Gene Ontology annotation, molecular function: protein binding. Bases 1 to 1023 code for a protein of 340 amino acids.